This is a messenger RNA of Meira miltonrushii, 2211 nucleotides long. RefSeq lists its product as uncharacterized. The transcript has a single exon. Gene Ontology annotation, molecular function: zinc ion binding; metalloendopeptidase activity. The record is from RefSeq and is a predicted model, not a curated record. The annotation marks the transcript as partial. Lineage: Eukaryota; Fungi; Basidiomycota; Exobasidiomycetes; Exobasidiales; Brachybasidiaceae.
GCAUCCAACGAUCAAGGCUUCUUUGUUCGUUCAGACUCUUACACUGAUCCUCAAAGUGGAUUGAUUCACGUUUACGUCAAACAAACCAUCAACGGUCUCGUUGUGGAAGAUGGAGAUAUGAACGUCGUCUUUUCCGCAGACGGUCAAGUUCUAUCGUACGGCAGCUCAUUGUAUGCAGGUGAGGUACCUUUGGCAUUCUCCAACCCAAUCCACACGCAACUAACAUACUCGGAGGCACAAUGCCAAUCAAUUCGCGAUGAGAUCACUUCAAAGUCAAGCAAAAAGUUGUACAAGCGUGACCAGCUUGUCUUUAUGGCAGAAGAUGGCGAGCAAAACAUUGCCUCUUCAUCAGAUGACAGCUUGAAGACCCUCCAACACGACUUGUACAUCAAUUGCAACGAUCCCUCCGAUUCUCCCUACCUCCAAGGAAGUGAACUCGGCUCACGUAUCCCAGGCACCCUCUCAGGUAAAUCGGCAAGUGACCCCAUCAUUGACGCCCGCUUGGCCGCUCUUCACUUUGUCAAGAUUGCAACUGCUGACGAUCAGAUCGCCUUCAGUCUCAGUCAAUCAGAUGACAGCGUCGAAAAGGCAGCCGCAUCAAUCUCAUCCACAUUUGAACAAUCUAUGCGACCUGAUGGACGACAUGAACAAGUGGAGAAGCUUCAUUCCGUUCCUGGCACUACUGAUGCAGUCUCUGCUCGUCUAGGAUACAUUCAAACAGAAGAUGGUUUACUCAAUUUAGUCUGGCGUAUGGAAGUACCAAUGGACCACGCUCAAAACAGCAACUUCUAUCAAAUCACAGUGGAUGCCACCACCGGUGAAGUACGCACGAGCGCUGAUUGGGUGGCUAGUGCACCAGCCCAUGCAUUUGAAGACGAAGACACUUCUGAAGCAUACUACAAAGUUAUGCGUUGGGGCUUAAACGAUCCAAGCGAAGGCAAUAGAACUUUGGAAGGUGGUGCAUUCGAUCGAACCGCUUCACCUUACGGCUGGCACACUGUCCCUCACAAAAAGUCUUACAAGGACACUCGCGGAAACAAUGUGAUCGCCAGCGCAUUCGGUGCUGGAAUGGAAGAUUAUCAAGAUCCUACUCGACCAAGACCCCAAGGUAAACGUGCAGAGAAUGGCUCUUUGGUAUUCGACUUCAAGUUCCCAUGGCGUGCGGCUGACAAAGCGCAUGAAGAUUUAAGUCCGGAUGACUAUGCUGAUGCAUCUACAGUCAAUUUGUUCUACACACUCAACAUGUACCAUGAUCUCAUGUACUUGUACGGCUUCACACCUGCAGCUGGAAACUUUGAAGAAGGCGAAGCAGAAGAAGGAGGUCGUGGUGGUGAUGCAAUCAUUGCUUAUUCCAUCUCAUCUGCUGGUAUUAACAAUGCCGACUUUACAACACCUCCCGAUGGAACCAAGCCACGUGUGCGUAUGUACAAAUGGCACACAAAGGAAAACAGAACUGAACGUGACGGUGACUUUGAAGAGGGUAUCAUUGUUCACGAGAUGACGCAUGGUAUUUCAACACGUUUGACCGGAGGCCCAUCCGAUUCAAGUUGUUUAGGUUGGGGUGAAAGUGGUGGUAUGGGCGAAGGAUGGGGUGAUUAUCUUGCUACUAUCAUUCGUCGUAAAUCGCCAACUCGUGACAUCUACACCAUGGGAAGCUGGGCAUCUCACAACAAGGCCGGUAUCCGAAAGUACCCUUACAGCACCAACUUGACUUUAAGUCCGGAAACUUACAAAACACUUGACUCUCCUGCCUACUGGGGUGUGCAUACGAUUGGCGAAGUAUGGUCGGCGAUGCUAUAUGACGUAGAAGAGGGAUUGCGAUCGAAGUUAGGAUGGUCACCAGACUUGUUCCCACCAAGUGCCGAUGCGACCCAAGCGGAGCAAGAUGAAUUUUGGCUUACGGCCGAAGAAGUGAACAAUUUGACCGGCGGUAAGCCAAGAGCCAGUAAACGUCGUGUCCCUCGUCAUGGAAACACAUUGGCCGUUCAAUUGGUCAUCGAUGGAAUGAAAUUACAUCCUUGUAGACCAAAAUUCUUUGAGGCGCGCGACGCGAUCAUUCAAGCAGACAAACACCUAACUGGUGGCGCCAACGAGUGCGUGAUCUGGGAACGCUUUGCAAAACGUGGUUUGGGUACCGAUGCAAAGGUUGUCGGUCAAACACCAUGGGGCGGCGGUGUUCGCACAAACGGUCACAAGGUUCCGGCCAAGUGC